Messenger RNA from Parastagonospora nodorum SN15, 1203 nucleotides. RefSeq lists its product as hypothetical. The record is from RefSeq and is a predicted model, not a curated record. Lineage: Eukaryota; Fungi; Ascomycota; Dothideomycetes; Pleosporales; Phaeosphaeriaceae. The transcript has 3 exons. Bases 1 to 1203 code for a protein of 400 amino acids.
AUGGCUUUCAUUAGUAUACGCUUCUUGUUCUUCAUCCUCUCAGCGCUUCAAUUACAUCUCUCGAUUUACAACCCUACCUAUGGCUUCUUGGUAGCAGCUGAAUCUAUCAAUACAUUGACUUUAGCAUCAAGUUCAAAUGAUCUUGCAGACUUUGGCCAAACCAUUCCCAUUUUGGGCCAGAUGGCCCGCACCGACCAAGAUUUCAAGGACGGCCUGGCACUCGAUCUCUUCUCGCCGCGGAAUCGAACCCUCAUAGUGGAAAAAAACCCGUCUCCGCUGCCCGGAAAAUUCGUCAGCGGCAGUACGGGUGAGCCCUUCGUCGCAUUGUCCAACUACUCGUGGGUCAUCAAAGUCAAUGACACAGCGCGAGACUUGAUCGCGAAGGUCGAGCUACCAUACGAGCCUGAAAAUGUACAGAACAGGGGUUUCGAUGUAGCGAAUACUUCAGAGAACAAGACUCGCAUCAUCAAAUUGACAUCUCUGGAUGGCGAAUAUAUCCUGCUUGGUCGCAAGACCGUCGACACAGCUAAUAUAUUUGUCCAGUACGGCUUCGGCGCAACACGAACUGUAAACCUAACAGGAGGCAAGGGCAUCCAAGGGGCGGAGUUCGUGGACGGACUUCGAAUUUCCCUAGAAUCCGAGAAAGAUAUGCGACUAAACAUCGACCUAAAGAACGGCGUUGAUGAGAAAACAGUCCCCAGUGGAAUGUGGUCGCUGAGUAUGCUCCUCUACCCCAGGCCAAAGCCUGCAGCUCCACUUCUCUCCUCUAACACUUGCGCUUUAGAUUCCUUCGCCUGGGCCAUGAACACUAGCUCGUCAAGCCAGCAGCUCAAAUGUGGCUCCGUUCGUUUCCCCAUCAAUUUCAGCGCGUCGAUAAGAGAUACCAAAAUUAUGGUUGCUAAGCGCGAUCUGGGCGCCUCAUCUUCGACAAGUUUCGACCCUCUCCCUCAAAGGUCGCAUGAAGUGAAUUGUCGACCGGACUGCAGUGUUACCGUGAAAGAUCUGCAGCAGCUGGACGGGGAAUAUAUCGUUUUGGCUGCGGGAAACGAGAUAGCAGAAGAGGAGAAGGGAGCUUUGAAGGAACAGGUUAACAACCCACAAGCAUCUAGUGCAGGUAUAAGUCUACGUGGAAUUGAGAACUGGGCUGGGAUGGGGGUGGUACUGUGUACGAGCGUAUUAGUUUGGCUUCAGCUGGUGUAUUGA